GAGGAGCUAUGUAAGGAUUUCCUGGAAAGAAAGAAAAAAAAAAAAAAAACCAAAGAAACAAAUAUAUGCCCCAACUCAUGUCUCCACCUUACCAGAGAGAGGAGGAUCACAGACUGAGAGACACUGAAAUCAUAAACGUGGACACUACAUUUUGUAAAGUCGUUGAACCCGAAGCUCACUUGCAGUUCAAUAGAAAGCCAUGCAGGAUGAAGAUGGAUACAUCACCUUAAAUAUUAAAACUCGAAAACCAGCUCUCACCUCAGUUGACUCUCCUUCCUCAUCUCUGUGGCGUGUGAUGGCUUUGAUUCUGCUGGUCUUGUGUAUUGGGCUGGUUGGUGGACUAGUGGCUCUGGGGAUUAUGUCUCUCACGCAGCAAAACUACCUACAAGUUGAGAAUGAAAAUCUCUCAGGAUCUCUGCAACAAUUAGCAAAGCAGCUCUGCCAAAAUUUAGUAAAACAAUCAGAACAAAAGAAUGGUUUCAGCCAUAAGUGCAGCCCAUGUGACACAAAUUGGAGAUAUCAUGGAGAUAGUUGCUAUGGAUUCUUCAGGCACAACUUGACCUGGGAAGAGAGUAAGCAGUACUGUACCGACAGGAAUGCUACUCUACUGAAGAUUGCCAACCAGAACAUCCUGGAAUACAUCAAAUCCAGGACUGCAUUAAUUCGUUGGGUUGGAUUGUCCCGCCAGAACUCUAAUGAAGUCUGGAUGUGGGAAGAUGGCUCAGUUCCCUCCAAAAAUAUGUUUGAGCUUUCUGAAAAUGGAAGAGAAAAUAUGAAUUGUGCUUAUUUUCAUAAUGGGAAAAUUCACCCUACCUUGUGUCAGAACAAACAUUUUUUAAUGUGUGAGAGAAAGGCAGGCAUGGCAAAGAUAGACGAACUACUUUAAUGCAAAGAGAUGGGAAGGAUGUCACAGACAGUGCUUGAUUGUACAAUAAACUAUCUGAAUGUAGGAAUCACUAACCAUAAAAUUGCUUAUUUUUUCUUUUAUUUACCUUGGAGUCAUCUUUUCAUUACCGUUCCUACCAAUACCCUUCUUUAUACAUCCCUAUAUACUAAGGUAUAACUUAGUGUCUUCUUAUACAUCCAAAAGCCAAUCUGUGAGUUGAUUCUUCGUUUCUCAGUGGUUCUGUUUCCAUUAAUUUUCUUUCUUCUUGUCUUCCAUUCCUAAUUAUCUCAACAUAGUAUGACUCACUGCAUCUUCAGACAUAAACACAUACAUUUUAAACUGGAACAAAAAAGGUUAGGGCUUAAUUGACUUGAGCUGUGCAAAAUUCUUAAGUUUGAAAACUAUACAACAUAUUUGAAAGACAGCAUAAGGUAGUGGAAAGAAUACUAAACUUAAAAUUAGUAAAAUGAUUCAGAUGGUGUGAUCAUUUAAUUAAAGUACAACUAUGGACCAGUCCAGUAGCCACUUUAACUUCCAUUUUCUCAUAUUUAAAAUAGGUUAACAGCCAUCUUAUGUACCUCACAGUUCUACAACCUAAAAUAAAACUUCAGAAUAUUAACUAUAUCAGAAACUCCAUGAAGGCAUACACUAUGACUUUCCUUUGCUACUCUAUGCCCAGCACCAAGAAGUUUCUGGUUCAUAAGGGACAGAAAAAUAUUUGCUUCCCAUUGUAUGAGAUAGUUUUAUAGGAAGCAGCAUAGUCAGUAAAACACUAUACAAAUAUAAUUUUGAUUCCAAGUCUAACUCUUUUCAGAUCCAAGUGCAGUAAUUUUCUGUGCAAGAAGAAGGAAAAUAAAAUUUGCAAGAAACCUGAUGAGUUCUGAAAAUGAAUAAAUCCUUCUUGACAAGGCCCAUAGGCUAGUAGAUAGAACAGCAAGUAAAAAUGUUUUAUCUAGUUCUUUUCCUGACAGUUCUAUGCUUAGUUUUUGCUGAGUAACUCAUGAAGUAUUUAUAGAUAUGUGGAGAGGGCACCCUUCAACAGAGUAACAGGCAAAAACUGCAUUUCCUUGCCACAGCUUCCCUUAAGGUACUCUUUUUUCUUAAAUUAGUGGUAAUAAAUUUUACGAACAUGAUCCUCAAACAUUUCAACUGAGGUGUUUGUUAAAACACUAGAUGUUCAACUACAAAUAGCUAAUGUACUCAGUUGAAAGGCUGAGGAGACACAGUCCUGUGUUUUUAAUAAGCACCCCUAUUUGAUUCCGAUACCAGUUGUCUUUAAUACAUUUCAAAACACAUUACUUUAGAAUUUACUCCUUAUGUGGUUUUUGGUAAGUUAGUCUCUUUAAAACUCAGUUUCUUCAUCUAUAAAGUGAGUUUAAUAUUAUUACCUUACUAAUAAGGUAAUUGUCACAAUCAUUGAAUGUAAUAAUAUAAAGCAUUGCACAGAGUGCCAAGGCUAUAAUGAGCAGUCAAUAAAUAUAUGUUACUUUUAUAGCUUUGUGUACUAACAUUCAAAGACACUUAAACCUUUCUCUUGAUUUAUACUAUUAGUAAACAAGCAGAUUUAGGGAGGAAGAGAGAGGAAAAAUAACAGAACUACUUCAGAUUCUGCUUCUAUUUCAAAUGUCUUGAGAUCUUGGCUUUUGGGGGUUAGUAUCAUUAUUUUUCUAUUUUUCACUUGUUUACAUAGAGAAACCAAAUAGGAAAUAAAAAGUCUAAAGCCAUAUCUCUGGACUCGAGGGUUUUAUCUCCCCCAAAUGGAAAAACAUUUAUAUAUUAUUAUAGCACAACUAAAUUUCAAAGAAUAAUAUUUUACUGCAUGACAAAAAUGCAAUUAAAAAUGUAAACCAAACACACUAUGCCUACAAAGAUUCUUUUUUCUAGUACUCAUAUCAAAAACGUCUGAUACAUGAAAUUAGAGUAGCACAGAUUUUAAUAUGACAGGUUCUGUUAUCAGACCACCUGGGUUCAAAUACUAAUUCCUCCACUUACUAUAUAAGUGAACU
This is a messenger RNA of Rhinolophus ferrumequinum (greater horseshoe bat), 2892 nucleotides long. It is a transcript of the gene CLEC1B, whose product is annotated as C-type lectin domain family 1 member B. NCBI's taxonomy places the organism in Eukaryota, Metazoa, Chordata, Mammalia, Chiroptera, Rhinolophidae. Bases 200 to 886 code for a protein of 228 amino acids. The record is from RefSeq and is a predicted model, not a curated record. The transcript has 6 exons.